Penicillium waksmanii is the source of this 1155-nucleotide messenger RNA. Its product is annotated as NAD(P)/FAD-dependent oxidoreductase. NCBI's taxonomy places the organism in Eukaryota, Fungi, Ascomycota, Eurotiomycetes, Eurotiales, Aspergillaceae. Gene Ontology annotation, molecular function: electron-transferring-flavoprotein dehydrogenase activity; flavin adenine dinucleotide binding. Bases 1 to 1155 code for a protein of 384 amino acids. The transcript has a single exon. The record is from RefSeq and is a predicted model, not a curated record. Gene Ontology annotation, cellular component: cytoplasm.
AUGGCUCCCACCACUGUUGCCAUUGUUGGCGCCUCCUACGCAGGUCUCCAUAUAGCUCACUCUCUGCUUGCCGUUCCCGACGUCAAGGUUGUGCUCGUCAACCCAUCCACCGUUUUCUACUGGAACAUCGCCGCUCCGCGCAUCGUCGCCAAGGCAAAGGCCUUCUCGCCCGAUCAGUAUCUGCUUCCCAUCCCCAAUGCCUUUGCCAAGUACCCCGCCGAAUCGUUCGAAUUCAUUGCCGGAACUGCCACUGCCAUCGAUGCCACUGCCAAGAGCGUCUCGGUGACCCCCAAUGCUGGCGAUGCCAGGACGGUGUCCUAUGACUACCUUGUCAUCGCAUCUGGCAGCACGACAGCUUCAUCCAACGGCUCCAUCACCGGUUCUCCAAUCCCAUUCAAGCCGACCAACCACGACGACCUGAAAGAAAUAAUCGCCGCAUCUCAACAGCAGAUCUCUGGUGCUAAGGAGAUCGUCAUUGGUGGUGCAGGCCCCAUUGGUGUCGAAGUCGCCGGCGAGAUUGCGGAAGCAGUUAAGCAGAGCGGCAACAAGGCGUCUAUCACCUUGGUCUCGGCAACCGAUCGGGUUCUCUCCAUGCUCAAACCAUCUGCCAGCUCCAGCGCUGAGAAAUUGCUCAAGAAGUUGAACGUCAAGGUGAUCAACUCUACCCGAGUCAGUGGAGUCGAAGCUUCCGGCGAGGAUGCCUCUAAGUCCUGGACCGUCUCUCUGAGCAACGGCGAGAAGAUCAACGCCGAUCUUUACAUCCCCACCACCGGCGUUCUGCCUAACAACAGCUUCAUCCCCGAGCAGUUCCUGGACCAGGAUGGCUGGGUCAAGGUCGACAAGGAGCUGCGCGUUCUUUCCGCCGACAAGAUUUACGCUGCUGGCGACAUCACCAAUAACUCUAUGCGUUUGAGUUUCAAGACGAUGGAGCAGGCCAAAAUCGCGGCCAACAACCUCAAAGCAGACAUUGCUGGCAAGGGCGAGCGCCAGUCAUAUGACCAGGGCGAUAGUGUCAUGAUGGUCGUCCCGGUGGGUGAGAGUGGAGGCACUGGGCAGUUGUUCGGCAUGGUCCCCUUCAGCUUUAUGGUCAAGAUGAUCAAGGGUGGGGAUUUCUUCAUCUCUAAGGCAGCAGGCACUGUGAACGGAACGGCUUAG